AUGGACAUCAUCAUUAUAUCAACUAAUGAAACACGUGACUUUGUUGCUCCACAUUGGUUUUUGCCAGAUAAGCAUACCCUGGCAAUGGGUGCUGCUGGCAAUGGCAGCAACCCAUACUGUUCACAUGUUGGAGAAAGAGAUGACAAAAGUAGUGACAAAAAAUUAGGUCCAGAUUUUACUGCAGCUGAAAUGCAAGCGAGUCCUGUCAAUGGUGAUUUAUCUUUGAUUCGUGUGAAACUGGAGCAGUCAUGGUUAAGUGUACAAGCAUUCAUUGCUGAGCAUGUGACCCCUAAGGAUAUUGAUUUGGCUUGGAGCGAGGAGGUUGUUGUUGGGCUGGAUGGCUUCAGAUAUGUAGGCUGCAAUGACCUAAGAGAUGUUGCACUGAAUAGCUUGCACAUGUUCUUCAAGACUGCAGUUGAUAUCUUAUCCUGUCAAGGGUACACUGAGGAUGCUGUUGUAAAUGCUGUCGUGGACUCUGCACUCUGUUAUCAGUUUGAUGGACCUAUCACUAAGAUCGCUGAGCAUGCACGCACAUUGCUACAGAGUGGCAACCAUUUGGUUGAUCGUUCCUACAGUGAGAAUGUUGACACAGUUCUGCACAUGUUGGGUUUGUAUUUUCUUUGCAAUGCAUCAAGUUUGAUGAAGAAAUACUGUCCAUUUUUCACCUUGGGAGAUGCAUUGUGGUGCAUUCUGCUGUGUGACAUGGAUAUAUCUAUUGCUCGUGCAGCUUUUGCUCCCAUGAGUGGUUAUGGGAAUGGACAAUCAGAAGGCUAUGCUCAUAGUCAGAGUGACUUAUGUGAAGGUCGUGAGAGUGUAAAUGAGUUAUCAGAAGAAUAUAGUUGCAGUGCCACAGAAUCGCCUGCACUAUUCGAGCCACCUCAAUCUGAAGCAAUACAAAUGACGUGGAGCAAUUUUCUGACAAAUUAUAUAGUUUCAUUUCAAAAGUUUGGAGGGAAAAACCAAGAUGCUCCUUCUGCUCAAGAUGAAAAUUCUCCUUCAGUGCCUAGGGCUGUUAACAAAAAGGAAACUAAAAGCAAGCGUAGUAAGACAAAUUCCAUUAAAUCUCAGAAAGACUCAGGGAAGGAUUUGGUAGUUUUCAAGAACAUCCCACAAGUCAAGGGUAUUAUAAGUAAAACAUCAUUAAGAAUGCUAAAGGAGAAUAAAACAUUAACGGCAUUCCUUGCAUCUGCUCAUAGCACUUUGGCAGGCACUUCAGAGGUAGCCAGUGAAAAGGACUCACAAACAUCCAUGCUAGUUCCAACUAAACCUCGUUCUGGACCUUGCUCGGUCAAAAGAGGAUAUUCUCCAGCAGUGGUUUCAAUUGGAUCACUUUCUUAUCCUCCUAGCUGUUCCUCCAACUCAUCAUCUAGUGCAAUGGGCAAGGCAGAGCCUAGGCAGCGAAUGGAACCUGAUGUUGUACACUUCUCUCUCCCAAAUACUCCUGCAGAGGGCUUUGAAUUUCAUUUCUCACGUGAAGGCUUGCAGACCACUUGGGUUCCAAAACAUAGAAAAGAGGAGCUGGCUCUAAAACUAGUCCAGCGCUUGGGUGAGUUAAAGCUGGAGGUGCAAGUUUGGACAGAUUGGGCUAAUAAGAGGGUGAUGCAGUCAACAAAUAGGCUGGUAAAUGAAAGGACUAUACUUUUCUCUCUUAAAAAGGAUAAGGCAGACUUUGAAGGGCCUGAUGUGUUUACAAGGAAGAGGCUUGAGGAGACACAAAGGGCAAUAGACAGUACUUCUUGUGAGCUUGAUCGUGUUAAUUCCCUUGUCCAGGAGCUUACAGAUAAGAUUUCGCUUUGUAGGCGUGAGAAGAAAUCUGUCCAGCUACAGGGAGAGCAAUCUGAUGCAAGUUUGGCUAGCAUUUUAAGCAAGAAAACUGAGGCCAUGAACAGACUGAAGUCCAUGGAGACAGAGAAGAUCCUUUUGCAGGAGGAGAUUGCUGCUGAAAGGAGUAAACUAUCCAAGCUUCUGCAAAGUCUUGAGCAAGCUAGAAGACAUGAAGACGUAUUAACGAAAAGGUGCCAGGAAGGAGAGAAGAUGAUAGAUGCACUUAUGAAGCAGGUUAACUUUGAAAGAACUGAGCUUGAGAGGAUUUUGACAUCAGGAAGAGCAAAGUCUAGCCAUCUGUUGCUGAAAGCGCACAACGACCAGGAAUGGCUGCAGACCAGUAUCAAGAAUCUGACACAGCAGAUAGCUGAAAUGUCUAGCAGAAACAAGCCUCUGAGCAUCACAAACUUCAUGGGUCGUCCAGGUUUUGUGAUCGAUUCUGUACAGCGGGAGCAAGAAUGCGCCAUGUGCUUGGAAGAGGAGGUUUCAGUGGUUUUCCUCCCAUGCGGGCAUCAGGUUGUUUGUGCAGGCUGCAACCAACGCCAUCGAGAUGGGGGCAUGACCGAAUGCCCAUCCUGCAGAUCUCCCAUAAAGCGUAGGAUCUGUGCUCGCUUUCCCGACAGUUAA
Molecule: messenger RNA, 2451 nt
Organism: Miscanthus lutarioriparius
Lineage: Eukaryota; Viridiplantae; Streptophyta; Magnoliopsida; Poales; Poaceae
Source: the annotation of a GenBank genome assembly